Molecule: messenger RNA, 694 nt
Organism: Camellia sinensis
Lineage: Eukaryota; Viridiplantae; Streptophyta; Magnoliopsida; Ericales; Theaceae
Source: RefSeq, a predicted model, not a curated record
UUCAAGUUCACACUUGUGAAUUUUAAGCAUCUUUUGUAUCAACAAAAUCGAAUGUCAGAUGAACCAUUCAUCUUUGCAUCCCAAGCACAACAAGUUUGGUAUAUACAAGACCCUAUUGAGAAAGAUUGGCAUAUAGUUGUGAAGAUGACACCCAGGGAUUUGUAUGAUAUGCGCGGGAGGGAAUCUUUUGAAGAUGCAAUAACAUGUCCGCAAGUUGAGCCAUAUUCUAGUCAACAUCUAGAUGAUUCAACAUACAUUCAGGAGGAUGAUGUUGAUUGGGUUCGGUCAAAUGUGAAUGGAACAACUGUUGAUGGUGGUGAUGAUGCCACUAUAGAUCAUAGUGGUGAAGAGGAGGAUUAUGACGAUGAUAGUGAUGAAAAAGAAGAUGAUUAUGAUGAUGAAAGUGAUGAUGACAGUGAUGAUAUUUAUGUUGAUGGUGGUGACAGUGAUGACGACGACUAUGAUAAUGAUUAUUAGUUCUUCUUUUGUGCAUGAUUCUAUGUUAUCCUAAAAGUUAGCACAUAUGACUACGAAACGAAAGCAGCCUUGUUGGACAGCUGGCUCCAUGGCUAAUGUUUCACAACCAGCACCUACUACUAAUCAGUCACAACAUCAACCACAGCCUCAGUCUCAGCCACAACCGGCGCAGCUGCAACCACAGCCACAAUCACAGCCGCAACAGCAGGCACUACAA